Apus apus (common swift) is the source of this 997-nucleotide messenger RNA. RefSeq names its product EMG1 N1-specific pseudouridine methyltransferase (gene EMG1). Gene Ontology annotation, cellular component: nucleolus; small-subunit processome. Lineage: Eukaryota; Metazoa; Chordata; Aves; Apodiformes; Apodidae. The record is from RefSeq and is a predicted model, not a curated record. Gene Ontology annotation, biological process: rRNA base methylation. Bases 1 to 792 code for a protein of 263 amino acids. The transcript is spliced from 6 exons. Gene Ontology annotation, molecular function: rRNA (pseudouridine) methyltransferase activity; rRNA binding.
AUGGCCGCGCCGCGCGCCCCGCCGGGAAGGACACCGGAACCUGCCGCCGCCAAACCGCCCCGGAAGCGGGCCCGGCCGGCGCGCGGCGCGGGCGGGAACAUGGCGGCGGGCAGGCGGCCGCGUGAGGCGGCGGCGGAGGAGGAGGCGGCGCUGCGGGGGAAGAGGCCCCGCGGGCAGCGGCGGCUGCUGGUGGUGCUGGAGGGGGCCAGUCUGGAGACCGUGAAGGUGGGGAAGACGUUCGAGCUGCUCAACUGCGACAAGCACAAGGCGUUGCUGCUGCGGAACGGGCGGGACCCCGGGGAGGUUCGGCCCGACAUCGCGCACCAGAGUCUUCUGAUGCUCAUGGACAGCCCCCUGAAUCGAGCUGGUCUCCUUCAGGUUUAUAUCCAUACCCAGAAGAACGUGCUAAUCGAGGUCAAUCCCCAAACCAGAAUCCCAAGAACUUUUGAUCGAUUCUGUGGUCUUAUGGUUCAGUUGCUGCACAAGCUCAGCGUUCGAGCAGCCGAUGGGCCUCAGAAAUUGUUGAAGGUCAUUAAGAACCCAGUCAGCGAUCACCUCCCUGUGGGCUGCAUGAAGAUAGGUACCUCUUUUGCAGUCCCAGAGGUGUCAGAUCUGCGUGAACUGGUUCCUGCAGCAGAGCCAGUUGCCAUUGUUGUGGGAGCUUUCGCCCAUGGUUCGGUCAAUGUUGACUACACAGAAAAGAUGGUCUCCAUCAGCAACUAUCCCCUGUCUGCUGCCCUGACAUGUGCUAAAAUUACUACUGCCUUUGAGGAAGUCUGGGGAGUAGUAUGAGCUGCUGCUGCUCCUGUGCUGAUGGACUCCUAUACAGGGACUCCACAUUCUGGAGAGGCUCUCAUACUGAGUUGUGGACCUGAAGGACUUUGGGCUCCUGGAAGGAAAAGGACUUUCAUUUCAUCCUUGUAGCUUCUGGAGCAAUGAGACUUUAAAUGCACUGACCUUUUUUUUUUUCUCCUAUUAAAGGUCACCUUUGAUAAAA